ACCCAGCUGACUGACCACGUGACUUUACGGAAGCGAGUGUCAACAACAUGAACGGUUACUGACUUGUGGGGAUGCGAGGAUGGUGCAUAAUUUGGUGUUUCUUUUGGUCUUCGGUUGUCUUUGUUUUUCAAGAACCGCAUCCCAGCAGACAACAGCGGACUGCGGCUGUGACAAGCUAAAGAGAGCCGCAGCUGUGGAGAGGACCGAGUCUGCAGCUGAGAAAUACUCCAGAGGCGCCAAUGAGGAGAAAACUGAGGCUCAGAGAGAGGAGGAGAAAACUGACAGUGAGGUAUGUUACCACCAGCGAUUUGCCUCAAUUACACUGAUCACAUUGUGCCCCAACAGAAUGAGCUGGAAAUUAAAUGACUUCGAAAAGAUGGAGGCAGUAAAACUGACAUUCUGGCUCCAUACAAAGUUCCCACAACAUUUUAAAACCCCAACUAGAAUUCAGAAGAUGUGUCUGACACCUUAUUUAUCACACCUAAUAGUUUGAUGAGAGAUUUGAAAUGGGACAUGAUAUGUAGGGCACACAUAGUACUUGAAAUACACUUAACAUCUUUUAAUAUAAUAUAUUGUAGGGGAGAGUGGGGUAAGUUGAGCCAACCCCUGUUGCUUGGUGAUGGUAAAAGAAAUUGAUCAUGUGACAAAAUAUUUAGGAGAUGGGCAUCAAUUCAUGGAGUCUGUGAAGGUUAGAAGCACAUGGGUGAAGGGGUUAGACAUUUAUUUCUAAAAAAAAGACAUUUUUCUCUCUUGAAAGUUAAUUUAGUCUGUCAUAAGUUUUAUAAAAGUUGUGUUCAGACCAAAAAAAGAUCAUUUUAGAUUUUAAAUGCUCAACUUACCCCAUACACUGGGUUAGUUGACCAUAGGAGGCCGCUUUUUUGGCAUGCUAUACUAUCAAGAUAGUUAUGUUUUCACUAAUUCUGCUGGUUUGCUUGAUGUAGUGAUCCGAAAUAUGAAACCCACUCUCCCCUACUGUAGUUAGAUUACUGCACCAUUAAGAAUAAUAAGCCUACACUUCGAGAAAAAGAUUGUGGCCUUUUGUUGGUACUCUUAUUUGUAGACCCGUGUUUUUAUUCCAUUUUUGAUGGCUGUUAUUUAUUGCAAACUAAUUUACAUCAUACUCUUGUAUGUCCCUCAACCACCUUUAGUUUGUUAGGGUUUGCAAAGGGUAAACUUCACAGAUGGGUAUUUCCCUGUCAGACAAGUGCCCUAGCACUAAGAAUGACAGUACGUUGCGCCUUAUACCUCAUCUUCCACUGUGAUGAUUGAGAAAGUAUUACUUGUGAAGGUUAAUGAUGUGAUAUCCUACAUUGAGUGUCCUCUUUAUAAUUUGAUAUGUUUGAUUCGUAUAGUUUUUUAGGAAUAAUGAGGACAUAGUUAGUACAAAUCAGAACAUGAUAAGGAAUAACUAAGUGCCUCUUGAUUUCUUCAGGCCUUGGUUGUGAUUGUGAAGUUACUCAAAAGAAGCUCUGCACUGGGUUAUAUUUCUAAUUUUUUUAAAGACUCAAAUCUUUUGACUCUAUAACCUCUCCAAAACUUGAUCAUUUCUCUGGGCUAUAAAAACAUUCGUCACUUGGGUACAGAUGGUGUUCAUCCCUGGAGGAGAGUUCCUGAUGGGGACAGACAACCCAGGCAUCCCUGCUGAUGGUGAGGGCCCUCAGAGACUGGUACACGUGGACUCUUUCUACAUGGAUGUCCAUGAGGUCACAAACAGAGAGUUUCAGAGCUUUGUUGCGGCGACAGGCUACAUUACUCAGGUAUGUAGAGUUGUUAAAUCUCCACAUUAAUUAUUAUUGUCCAUGAAUAAAGAAAUUGUUGACCCGUUAUAUUUGCUCUUGAAGAAUAUUCUUCAGAUUAAGACUCUGUGCUUCAGAUAUUGUCUGUUAGGAGUUGGGUUGAAUGGAUAAAAAGGUUUAGAAUUACCCCUUGUAUAUCUAAAUUAACGCACCUUAUCCAGUUGUGCUUGUAAGGUUUAAAUUUGAUUGAGUUGAUCAGAUCAAAACUGAAUGUAUAAUUUAAGCAAUUGUGAUUCACAUGUUACCUGGUUUUAAAUGUUGUCACUAUGCUCCUGUUUUUCUUCUUUGCAGGCAGAGAGAUUUGGAGACUCAUUUGUAUUUGAGGGACUUUUGAGUGAGACUGUCAAAAACCAAAUAACUCAAGCCGUAAGUUGGAUUGUUCAGGGUUUGUUUUUGGUCUGAUUGUACCUUAUUUCAAAAAAGGUAGAAUAAUGGAUGGAGUAGUGAACUGAGGGAAGAAAGUUGGGAAUGAUAAACAACAAAGAGGCAGAGUGGAACCAGUGCAAACGCAUUGUGAGCUAUAGCCGCUGCCAAGCCAAACAGGCACCUGUUGCAAUACUAACUAAUACUGUACAAAUUUCUCUAAUACCACCCUGUAUGUAGCAUGGGUUAUGCCACACCUAAUCAAACAACAUAGAAUAAAUGUCAAGGAAAGGGAGGAGUUAACUCCUGUUUUUCCAAAGCUCUAACAGUGCUAAAUUGAAAAACAAUUAUAUCAAAUGCUGAGGUUGUUUCAUCAGAUAUGUCACACUGAUUUUCAAGUAUCAGCACUGCGAAACCUGUUAGCUUUGUGAGAUUUGCUCUGCUGCUCCAAAAAAGGACAAAAAAGCACUCAGUUUUACCACAAGGAUAAAGACUGUCAGACUAUUAUAAAUUAACUGAAUUAGUUACAUUACUUAGGUAAAGAGCUCAAUAAUUCAUCUGUCACUCAGAAAACAUGUAAAUAUUGCAGCGUUUUUCGGAAACAAGAGGAAAGACAAUGAUUUUUUAUUCAUUGAGAGUAUAAUGUAAAAAAAUUAAAUUAAAGUGUCCAGUGUUAGAGUUUUUUUCGUAUGUCUUAAUACUGUGAUACUUGAACAUCUCUUGAGCAGUGUAUGUGCAUGAAACCAUAGCCUGGUAAGCCUUCAGUACCAGCCACUGGUUGCACUUAUUUUGGCUUCAAACUCUUGUUAUUUAAAAGCCUUGAGAAAGUUCACAGAUUGCUCAUAAGAGGCCUCGGCACAGCAGGCCUCCCAUAGACGAAAGCCAGACAGCGGGGAGUUUGCUGCUUCAUCUCAGCUGUCAUGUGCAACCUGAUCACACGGCUGAGAAGGAGCUUUGUAGUCAUUAGUACUGCAACACCAGAGAACAUCUGUACCUGCUCAGUUCUCUUCAAAAUUAUUCAGUUGUGUUGUACACCUGUAAGCCGUGCAACAAAAUGAGCAAGACAGGUAUUAUAUCAGUCAGAAACCAUCAUUUUCAACUCUCUCCUUUUAGGUAGCUGCUGCCCCCUGGUGGCUACCAGUCAAAGGGGCCGACUGGAGGCACCCAGAAGGCCCAGACUCAACAUCAGCAGACAGGUAAUGAUCCUUUGACUGAUCUGUGAUGUUUUUAGAAAUUUUCACAAUUAUAUAACAUCUAAUUUUUAAAAGACUGUCUUCAAAUAUGGCUUUCAUUUCUGUAUGUACAUUCAAACUGCUGCUAUCAUAUAUUUUUGACCAUUAACACAACCAAACUGGUAGUAAAAUUGGAAUUAAAUCCACAUUGCUUGUCCUCAGUAUGAAACUAUAUAAACUUGAGGCAAGUAUGACUCUUUCUCCCUACCUAUAGUAUCUAUCAGGGUAGAAUGGGAUCUAGACCUGAAACCAAGAGAAAACAACAACAGAAGGGAUGAAAAACAUGUUUAGGACAAUCUUACAAACCAUAUAAACCUCAAACUAACUUCUUAAGGGAAAUUUUUAUUUGCCUUCUUCUGUUUGUGGCUUAGCAGCCUAAAUUGAUCGAAAAAUGGUUGCUCAGCAUGUACUUCAAACCCAUUAUUUGUAGGUUGGACCAUCCUGUUCUCCACGUGUCCUGGGAAGAUGCUGUCGCGUACUGCUCCUGGGCCAACAAAAGGCUUCCCACAGAGGCUGAGUGGGAGUAUGCCUGCAGGGGAGGCCUUAAAGACCGGUUAGAGAUGUGGACAAUGUGUGCCCAUUAAGAGUCCCAAUGUGCUUGUGCUCAUCAUAUAUUUCAUGAUAAUCUCUCUCUACAUGUAGACUAUACCCCUGGGGAAACAAGUUAAACCCCAAAGGAGAGCACUACGCCAACCUCUGGCAGGGAGAUUUCCCCAUCCAUAACUCGGAGGAGGAUGGCUACAUCAAAACCUCACCGGUAAGACUUAGACUGACAGCUGCAGAACAGCUUCAUUCAUCAGUGUUAAAAACCCAUCAUAUCCCCAUUCAAGAGGAGGGGGAGGAUUUGUGCUCAUGAGCCAUUAAUAUAAACCUGAAAAAUGAAGUGUAAUUUAUCCCCUGCCUAUAGAAACUCCAGGAAAUGAAAUGAGCCUGAGAUAAGAGCUCAUCUGGGAAGUUGAUAAAGUCACAGCCACAGCUUUCAGAUAUCAGAUGAAUAAUAAUUAGAUAAUAUUAAUCCCAUCUCCUCCCUACAGUGGGAGAUUUAAAGACCUUAUUUAGAGUUGUCAAUCAUGAAUGCAUGCAUGAAUUUAUUUUAAAGGCAUGAAGAGCUGAAGGAAAUUAGAUUAUAGACCCCACCAGCAAAAAAAGCACUAUACUUCUACAUAUCUCCCAUGCCCCCAGAAGAAACAUGAAUAUCUGAUAAGAAACAGUCUCAGUAUGACAGUAUUCUCUCUCGCAGGUUAUGUCCUUUCCUGCUAAUGCCUUUGGUUUGUAUGACAUGGUGGGUAAUGCUUGGGAGUGGACAGCAGACUGGUGGAGUGUGAUUCACACCACAGAUCGUCAACAAAACCCCGUAAGGACACUUAAACCACCAAGUAUUUCAUUUAUCAGGUUUAGUUUUUGCUCCAUGUGUCAUACCUUUGUCUUUAUUUUAGACGGGUCCUCCUUCUGCUACAGACAAGGUGAAAAAAGGAGGGUCAUAUAUGUGCCACAAGGUAAAAAAGACCGCUACUACAACACUUUCAUUUUCUCUGUACUGUAUAGAUUUAAUCAUAAGAUCCUUUGCACAAAUAUGUAACACUGUCUUCUUUCAGUUAAGAUAAGAUGUGUUUUGAGAUGAUUUAUUUAGAUUUUUUGAUAAUACACCGAGUCAAAAACAGGUCUAUAUGGGGCCAUUAUUUAGGAACAAAAAGGGGCCAAAGCAAAAUCGAAACAAAGAUUACAGAAAAAAUAGACAUCCAGAGAAUUUUCCAGUCUUUAGAAAUAUCAGUAUCCUCUUCAAACAUGUCUGGUCUUCAUCAGGACCAUUAUAAACACAGAUUUAGGCAUUAAAUUAAACGUUUUUGUCAUUGUUGAUACCAAAAUAUUUUAGCAUUUUAAUGUGUAGGAUUUUAAUAUUUUGAAAGCAUUGGAGUCUUUUGUGUUGAAGCAGUAAAAAGUGUUCUUAGUAGACAAUAAAAAUGUAACAUGUAGACCACAACAGUUUUUAAAAAAGCAUUUCUAAAAAAGGUAACCAAGCUUGCUUACAGUGUUUGAUCUAAAAAGGGGGGAAAUGCUGCCCUGUUCUUGUUCUUUCCUCCUGCUGUGUGACUCUAACCUCAGUGCAUUUUUUCAUCUGCAACACAGUUUGAGCCACCCACUAGUGGCCAUUUCAGUUUGCUCGCCACCAGCAUUGGUUGCCAUGGGAAUGUGACUAAUUGCAUGCUAAAUAAGUCCUGAGCACAGAGGUCUGCUUGUUUCAUAUGGUUAAACUACAUGAGGCAGGAGAGAAUGUUCAACGAUUUUGGACAAAGAAGCAAAAAGAAACCCUCAGGACUCCUCCUAAUGCUUACUGUGUUAUCAUAUCCAGGUUUUUUUAUGCACCCACAAAGACGUCAAGACCUUUGAUUUACUGAUAGUAAGUUUCCCUUUCUUCCUCUGUCUCCUCCAGUCCUACUGUUACAGAUACAGAUGUGCAGCCCGAAGCCAGAACACCCCAGACAGCUCUGCCUCCAACCUCGGUUUUCGUUGUCUCUCAGGUACAAAAGUGAUCUGAGCUGCUUGCCUGAAACACUGUGUCCCUUAUUCAGACUUAUUUAUAAACCUAAAAUCGAAGUACACACAUUUCAGACAAUUAAAGCAGCUGUCUCAGUGCUAUCACAUUAAAGGUACUGUGAGGAGUUUUUAACUGAGUUUGAAGCAGUAAAGCUCUUUUACUGACACGUCUGCAUGACCUACAAAGACAAAUAAAACGAUCAGUACCAAGGUUGGUUGUUAAACUUCUUUGUGUUCAGGGUGGAUUUUCAGUUAAAGCUCCCAUGAGGAAAUUUGAUUUGUGUUGAUUUUGGCGCCCCCUAUAGAAAAAGUGGUACCUCUUAUCGCAUUUGUAAUGAAUGUUUCCUGACAUAAAAACACAAUGUAUAACUUAUCAGACAACUCUCCUGUAGGCAAUGUAAAUGAUAAGGUUGUUUAUCUGUUACUUCACAUGACCCCUACCCUCCAGCUCAGUUUCAGACAUCAACAAUAACUAUAAAAAAACAACAAUGUGUGGCUAUAAAGAAAUCCACUGAGGGUUUAAUUUGUUUUUAUUAGGCCAUAAUGAGGCAUCGAUUUUCAUUUGAGUGCGUUUCAUGGUCAGUUAAAAACUUCUCACAGGAGCUUGAUAUUUGGCUCUCACUCAGAAAUAACUUUCAGCGGAGUGAUGAUUUUCUUUUUACACAGUGUAUUGUACUCAUGGCUGAUACUUGAGCAGAAUUAGAACAAAUGAGUAUGUUGUUGGUUGAGAAUGUUGUUAUAAAUAUUGUAAAUCUACAACUAGGGCUAGAAAAUGAAGCAAAAUGGCUUUGGAUUUGAUGUUUUUGUCAGACAAGUAAAUAUUCAACAGCUCUUAAAAAAAGAGUACAUAUGUACGUUACUUUGACAUUGAUUGUGGCUGUAAUGGGUAAUGUAAAACCAUUUUGUCUGGUCACCUUUUGUAACUUAUAACAGUCAGAGGAGUUUUCAGAGUUUUGCCAUUAAAGUUAAUAAUUGUAGCAACAAACCAGUACAUUAACUCGUAACUUAGGGUCCAGUAAAAAGUUGUCUUGAACAAAGAUUAGUAGUAUCAAAAAGAUCUGUAUUCAAUUCAUUGCACACCUUGGCAGAAAAAGUUCCUUACAGUGCCUUUAAAAUGUUUUACAAGAUUAUAAAGAAAGGAUGCUGUCUUCAACGAAGUCUUACUUUAAAGUUUUAAUAAUUAAUAUGUUUCUUAUUUUAAUAACUGUUUUGGGAUACAAAAUAAUCCCUUUUGUCUCCACCAGCAUGUAUAUAGUCCAUGUGCCUGUAAGGAUUGUAAUAUUCCUUUCACUCCAAGGUUGCUUUUUCUGUAGUCUCAAAAUAACUAUAUUUGAAAAUAAAAAAGCCAUUUUUUUUCAAGACUGUGA
Messenger RNA from Xyrichtys novacula (pearly razorfish), 7293 nucleotides. The record is from the annotation of a GenBank genome assembly. NCBI's taxonomy places the organism in Eukaryota, Metazoa, Chordata, Actinopteri, Labriformes, Labridae.